AUGGCGGGAUUAGAAAGAGCCUACGAGCAGUUUUUAACUAACUCAGAUCCUGAUAGAAGUAGAGAAGAACAGCUUAACAAGCCUUUAGAAUUAACGAUAGAUGUCAGGCUCCAGAAUAUUUUGAAUGAAGAAAUAGAACGUACUGCCAAAGAAUUUAGUGCCAAAGGGGCGGUAGGAAUAAUUGCCAAUCCUAAUAAUGGAGAAAUCUUAGCCUUUGUUAGUAAGCCUGAUUUUGAUCCUCAUUAUCCUAAUUUAGCUAAACCAGAAGAAUUAUUUAAUAUGGCCAGCCUUGGUAUAUACGAAAUGGGGUCCGUAUUUAAAGCGUUAACUAUGGCAGUAGCUUUUGAUGUUAAUUGUAUCACCAUGAAUGAUGCUUAUGAUACUAGUUACUUGAAAGUGGGGGGAUUUAAUAUAAAGGAUACUCAUUAUAUACCAGGAUGGCACAGUGUUUCAGAAAUUUUUUUACAUUCUUCGAAUACUGGAGCUACUCAAAUUAUUUUUGAGGUUGGUAAGCAGCAGUUUAAGGAGUAUUUAAAGAAGUUAGGUUUAUUAGAUCAGUUGAAAAUUGAGAUCCCAGAAAGAGGCACCCCUCUGUUUCCUUCUGAUAAAAGAUGGAGUGAUCUUACUACUGCUAUUAUGUCUUAUGGCUAUGGUUUAUCAGUUAUAUAUCCUACGAAAGAUCAAUAUGUUUCACAAGCAGCAAGUGUUCAAGUUAAGACAGAAGAAGUAGAAGGAGCUGCUGAGGAGUGUGUUAAAAAAGAGGCUCUAGACGAUACGCAUGACAGCGUAGUAACCGGCGCUACAUCAUCUGGAGGAGAAGAUUUAGCUACAGAUUCGUUGAUGUCAGAAGUACCAGUAAUAGGAGCCGAUAAUAUAUCGUAG
This is a messenger RNA of Didymodactylos carnosus, 882 nucleotides long. Lineage: Eukaryota; Metazoa; Rotifera; Eurotatoria; Philodinida; Philodinidae. The record is from the annotation of a GenBank genome assembly.